Molecule: messenger RNA, 1919 nt
Organism: Gadus morhua (Atlantic cod)
Lineage: Eukaryota; Metazoa; Chordata; Actinopteri; Gadiformes; Gadidae
Gene: c14h16orf46
Product: chromosome 14 C16orf46 homolog
Exons: 3
Coding region: 366-1481 (371 amino acids)
Source: RefSeq, a predicted model, not a curated record
AAUUGUAAAAUAUAUUUCGAUUACGUCACCACAUUCCCACGGCAUGUUGCUCCUCCCAUUUUCCUUGACGUCACACGUCGUGCCAACGCGGUCCCCCUGGGUUGCCAUAACGACGACGCUACUACUCUCCUACUCUCUGGAUCACAUUUCUCGUUCACGGCGCGGAUACACCAUUUGGACUCGUGCUUUGCUAAAUACAGAUAUAAUGGCUCAGUGUUGUGUGUGAUUGUGGGACGACGCUGGUCGGAGUCUAUGUUAGUGGUGACCAAGCCUGUCCGUUCAUCCCCCAAAAUCCGAUCCUGCUUCGUUUUGAUCCGUGAAGCAACAACCAGUGAAUCCUUGACAAUGUGCCGUCCCCUUGCAUAAUGGAAACCGUGAAGGAAGUGGACCAGGAUGGUGCGGAGGAGUCCGAGGAGAACGGUCUAGCAGAGGAGGACGUCUCUUACAUGGUAGGCCUACUACAGGACAUGAGCGACGAGUACUCCAUGAAGGAACAGGAUCCGUGUGAUCUCUACGACUCCUCUGAUUGGGACGAGGCUGUCCAUGGUUGGAACAGAGUCUCUGCACUGAGCUGCAUGUUUCUCCCUGCGAGAAACUGUAGGAGAACCAAGAGCGACGAGCAGGACCCCCACUGUCUCCUGUGUGUCGACAUCAGGCCCCUGGAGGCCCUCACCCCGGACUGGCCCCCUGAGUUUGACCCAGAGUCUGAUGGGAAUCCCCAGGAGAGUGACGCCACAGUGUCAGGUACCCAGAAAAAACUCUACAACACGACAGUGGGGUCUUCCCCACUGAAGGAGGCCCACCAGAACCACCUUGUCCUCGGGGACAAGAUGGCCGACGACACAGAAGUCCCAAGAGAGGUCCUCCAGCCAUUGCUGACUGACUACCUGUAUCAAGACUACCUAUGUUCUAAAGACCCGGCGCUGAUGAGCCUCCAACCAGACCUGGGUAAUCCCAUCAACAGCUUCACAGUGUUGCCCCCUCUAAGAGCACCCCAGUUGGCUUCCCAAGGAGUUGUCCGGCAGGUCUGCGUCAGGGAGAGCCUCGCGGGAGGCGGAUCCGCCGCAGGAGGGAGCGCGGAGACGGGCGGUGUGGUGGCGCCCACGGCAGCCAGGGAGGGCAGAGGUGUGAAGAGAACAGAGGAAACAGGAGGAGCCGACACGCUGACAAACACGGAGCCGACUAAGGACACCCACAGGCCGAGCGCUCCACCCAAAGGCAUGUAUUGUUGUCACUCUCAGGAAAAAAAACGGCAUUUGCUCUCCACUUACACUCUGCCCAUUCUAAAGAGGUACAGUGUGCCUCUGGGCAAAAUAACUGACACCAUGCACCGGACUACAGUCUCCUUAGGCCAGCAUUUGAGGCAGGCCGUGCGGACUGGCAGUGAGUACAGCCGGCACGAAAGAUCCCCCACUCCACAGCUGCCUGUUCUUUUUGGGACCAAGGUCCCAAUAGUGGUUUCCAGCCAAAGACCGCUUUGAAUACACACUCCCCUCGCUAUGCAUGUGCAAAUAAAAAUAGCAAAGAGGAUCUAUGAUUUUCUUAUUUGGUAAGUCACGAUAAUGAUUGAUGUAUUAAUAUUUAACUUCAUGACAGAAUCACAGCAGAUUUCAUCUUAUUUGUGUCUUAAAAGUUAUAAAAAUAUGUUAUUAAUAAACUCAUGGCAGGUGUGUCAGUGUUACACUAUCCCAGGUUUUUUUUGGUGUUCAAACCCAUGUGGAUAGAUGUGUCUUUAAUAUGGUUCCUAAAUAAUUCCAUCAAAUGUAUGUUCUAGUUGUCCGGCAACGAUGGCUGCUGCCUCAAAGCCAACAACCUUAAUUUGUGUUAGAGGCUGUGGCUAUAAUGUUAUACACAUGAUGGUCUUAACUUAGUCAAACCUCCUUUUUUUAUCCAAAUAAACAUCGGAAACCAUGAAACUA